UCAACCGGAGCACCCAGUAACUGUGUGUGCAUGUAGACAGCAUUUAUUCGAUGUUCCGUUAAGAAGAACAGAGUUGACGAAACAAGCUCCCCUCUCUCUUGCAUUGAAACUGCUCGAUGAUAUUUUAAGUCAGUGUCCGCAAUUAGUCGUGUUUGCCUCCAACUUGUUGGAGUUUCGUCGGAUGACCACAGAGUGUUUGUGUUCAGAGAUUUAAGAUACAUAAAUAUAAACAAUUACAAGAUAUUAAAUCCCAAUCGCUAAAAGCGAUUUCUUCGAGAUAGGUAGAUAGACAGAUAGAUGACCUUUAUUACCAUUAUUAAGAAAAUAAAAAAAUUAAAACAACAAAAAGAAAAAAGAACAAUUAAUGUUGCUGGUAAUAAGUAUAGUGCUUACAUAGUGCAAUAUUCCCAUACAGUGGUUACAUGUGUGCAUAGCAGGAACUGUUAACAUGAAAUUCUACAUGAUCCUGGCUGGCUUGGCAGCACUAGUGUCAUCAGAAAUCGCCACACCGCAGGAAGUGGUGGGAGCCGCGGAGUACGCGUUCACAGCACGACCAGACAGUCAAAUAAAGAAGUAUACUCGUAUUAGGGACGCUAAAGAUUUCUCCAGUCUCCCAGAUAAGUCUAAAGAGCCUCAGAGCAACUUCACAUGGCCAGAGGUAUCACGCUACGAUGGUGAGGACGGCCGUCGCCUGUACAUAGUGGUGGACUGCGCCGUGUACGACAUCACUGAUUUCGGCGACUUGCACCCUGCUGGUCCCGAAGUCCUGAAGAAGCAUGCUGGCCAGGACGCGACGGCAGCCAUGCGUGCCACCAACAUGCCCAGCAUCGUCUACUCGCAUUACAUCAAUAGGUUCCAAGUCGGUUACAUUGUCGAUCCAAAUUCAGAGAAUAGGACUUGUCAACCGAAAGAAGAUUUAAAAAAUGAAUAGAAUAAAUUCUGCGAACGUUCGUUAAUAAAGGAACGCAAACAUUUGCAAAUUAGUGUGCCUAUAUUUUUAAUAUAAUAUUAAUUAAUAUUUACAAUUAAUAUGUAUAUGUAUAAAUAGCAUCAAAUAAUUUUAGAUAGAAAAAUUAAAUUUAU
Galleria mellonella (greater wax moth) is the source of this 1083-nucleotide messenger RNA. RefSeq lists its product as uncharacterized. The transcript has 6 exons. The record is from RefSeq and is a predicted model, not a curated record. Gene Ontology annotation, molecular function: heme binding. NCBI's taxonomy places the organism in Eukaryota, Metazoa, Arthropoda, Insecta, Lepidoptera, Pyralidae. The coding region runs from base 449 to 931 and encodes 160 amino acids. Gene Ontology annotation, cellular component: membrane; intracellular membrane-bounded organelle.